Molecule: messenger RNA, 3439 nt
Organism: Clupea harengus (Atlantic herring)
Lineage: Eukaryota; Metazoa; Chordata; Actinopteri; Clupeiformes; Clupeidae
Gene: anos1a
Product: anosmin 1a
Biological process (GO): neuron differentiation
Cellular component (GO): cell surface; extracellular region
Molecular function (GO): peptidase inhibitor activity; protein binding
Source: RefSeq, a predicted model, not a curated record
AAAACGACUUCCAUCUAGUUUAUUUCCCUUUGCUCUCCCCAUCACACCUGAGACGCGUUGCCCUGCGAGACAGGACAGACCAUCCAAUGGCAGCUCGCCUCUCCCCUGACUCCUCCCUCUCCCUGAUUGAAGUUUCAUUAUUUCCCUCGCCGUAUUCCAUCUGGAGUCGACUUUCGCUGUCACCGACGGAAGGCGCCGCUCGCAGCUCCAGCAGAAAUGCCGUGCACUUUGUGGGUCUCGUGUUUGUGGAUUACUUUGUUAUUAAGCUGUGCGAGGGCUGCUGGCGCGAGGAGACCCGAGUCCUCAGCCUCUCUGGGCAGCCUGUUCCGCGCGAGGUGUGCCGCGAGAUGCCUUAGCCUCUAUAACACUCGCAUCUCCUCCUCUUAUAGGAUCGCGCAGGUGAAUGGCUCGCUGGGCUGGUGUCAGGACCACAAGCAGUGUGCCAAGUGUUUGGAGCCGUGCAAAGACUCCUGGGAGCUGAAGGACGGGCCGUGUCGCAAUCUGUGUGAGGGGUCGUUUCCUAGGAAGCACGGGGAGUGUGUGACAAGCUGUGAGUUUCUGCGCUCGGUGCUGGUGGAGAAGCAAGGUGACUGCCCUCUGCCCGAGCGAGCCAGCGGAUUCGCCGCCGCCUGCGUGGAGAGCUGCGAGGAGGACGGAGAGUGCUCCGCCCACAAGAAGUGCUGCUCCAAUGGCUGUGGGCACACCUGCCAGCAGCCCAAGAACCUCUACAGAGGUGCUCCUCUGAAGCCGCGUAAGGAGCUGGUGUUUGAGGAGUUGCCGCGGGGCGGACUGGAGGUGCGUUGGUCGUCGCGCUUCAAUGUGUCGGCCGAGCCCGUGGUGUACGUGCUGGAGCGCCGCUGGAACUACGGGAUCCAGCCCAGCGAGGACAGCGCUACCCCAUGGGAGGUUGUGGCACAGACCACGGAGGCGCGGGCCAGUCUGCCAGACAUGCGGCCCGGCAGGUGGUACCAGUUUAGAGUCUCUGCCAUCAACGUCCACGGAACCAGAGGACCCACCACGCCGAGCAGACACUAUCGCUCUACGAAAGACCCCGCCCCUCCCUCCACUCCUGGCGGCCUCAGAAUCGUGAACAUGACCUUUGGCCCCGACGGCGCUGUGACAGCACAGCUUGGCUGGGCUCCGCCCAUUGACCCCGACAUCCCCGUGCAUCACUACAGGGUCUCCUGGAGCUGGACCGCAAACGCAGGGUCUGAGUCACCCCCGCGAGUCAAACGCAGGAAGACCGCUACCGGGGACUCUUUGAGUGUGGAUGUGGAGGGUCUUAGGGAUGAGCGGAGCUACACUGCGGAGCUGCAGGCCCUCUCCUACUGGGGCCAGCUGCCUCUGAGGAGCCCCAAGGCCACGCUCAGCUUCAUCACGCCCAGCAAACAAGCCACAGAGCCCCCGACUGACAGGCCUGGGACCGGGAAACAGUCGUCUGACCUCAUGGAUGUGGGAACGCCGUUCUACCAGGACGGCAAGCUGCAGGUCCGAGUGUACUGGAAGAGGAGAGAUACCUCUGUGGGACGCUACCGCGUCCAGUGGACUCCGGAGUUCUGCAGCCAUAACCAGACCAGAACCACUGAGAAGAUCCACACCGAGGAGAAUUUUGCCAGUCUGCCCAACCUGCUCUUCUCGUGUAAGUACACAGUGACCAUCCAGCCCGCGGGCACCAAGGGCCGUGCCCAGGCUGAAAGCACCAGCUUCUACACCCCCUCCUGUGCCACCCUCCGUGCCAAGAGCUCCAAACACAUCCCCUGUCCUGGAGACAUAGGUCUUUCUCUCCUGAAGACGUCUGCUCGAGCUGAGAACCUGACGGCCUCGUUCUCCGUCCAGCAGGGGAACGUGACGGCCCUCUUCUCCUGGAGUGUGGCCCCGGCCCAACCCCCUAUGCAGGUCGACGGCUUCCAGGUCACAUGGACGGAGACAAUGAGUGAUAGUCGCAAGAAUGGCCUGCCCAACAGUCUGGUGUCUCAGUCGCAGAUCCUUCCCCCAGACCACAGGCUGCUGCUGGUGUCAGGGCUGCAGCCGGCCUCUCUCUACCGGCUGGAGGUCCAGGUGCUCACGUCUGCAGGGGAGGGACCCGCCACCCUCAGGACCUUCCAGACGCCCAACACGCCCAGAAGAGUGCAACCUUACCGUCUGCGUCUGAAGAAGCACCAUGCCAAGGCGGUGGUGGAGCGCCACUGAUCUCAGACCAGACCGAUGGCACUCCAGACCAGAGGAACCUGCUCUCUCACAGGACAGCAGGGGAGAGUGACCACCAAGACCCCCAAACCAGCAGAGUGGAGCGGAGUGUUGAGGAGGAGAGUACAGCUGUGCCCCCGGAGGAGAAGUGUAUCAUUCUGGUCAGCAGGAUCUCUUUAUCCCAUCCUAUCCAUUGAAUUGCCGUGUAGAACACUCCCCUCCGCACCUCUGGAAGACCCCCAGUGCUUUCAAAGAUGACUGGACUUUGAACACGAUCAAUGUAAACAAAGAAAUUUGAUUUUUUUUUUUUAGCUAAGGUGUGAUAUGCUUGAGAUGGAAUACUGAAACCCCCCCACCCCCGUCAACCUGCACCCUCAAGACUCUUAACACAUUUGUGUGUAACCCCCUCCCACACACACACACACCCCUCCCAUAUAGUUAGUGUGGAAAUUGAACAGCACUUAGCUGGCUCUUGUCACGUGAGCAAAUGCUGUGGAGAGGACUUCUUGAAGACCAGACAUUGCAUGCGACUGAGUGCUCGUCAGGGGCGUAGUGUAAAAGCGAUUGACUUGACUUGAUGUAGUUGUCCAAUGGUUGUGCAUGAUUUAACCCCACCCACCCCACCCCCCAGUGAUCUGUCGGCAUGGCAACUUACCCCGCGUGGCCCCUCCCAUUUUUGACUGAACCAUUUAUCGAAAUGAAAAAGUUUUAUAUGUGCUUAAUUUACUGUAGAAAAUAUCUGUUGCUAUGUAUUAAUGUAAUAAUUCCUGUAUAUACUAUAUGUCUAUAUUUAUUUAUGUAUGCAGUAUCAUAUUCGCUGUGGGUUUGUGACUGUUUUUAGAUGUGUCUACAUAAUGUUUGUGUGUGAAUGUACGUGCUUGUGUGAACGUCCCGUGUGUGUGUGAGAGUGUGUGUUUGCUCCCCCACCCCCACCCCACCCCUUCCCCCGACAACCUGAUGGAGUAUUUUUUCUGUAUAAAGACAGUGGCGUUGUACAUUCCCUGGUAUCUUAUGUUCUGUACAAUUUUCUACCAUUAAAGCAGUCCUAGUUCCCAUGCCCCCCAUUAUCAUGUGUCUGCUAAGUGUGUCAUUUACAGUAACAGGUCUGUGGAGCGUAUCACUGCAGUCACAUCUGAAUGGGACAACGCAUUUGUGAGGAGGAUUAGGAUAGCUGGCCACGUGCCAGCCCUCUUUCUCGGGAAAGAAAGUAAAAAACUAAUUGGAAUUUAUGGUGACAGCUGUAAUCCCCACA